AUGGACAUAAAGACAGUACUGUUAUUUUCAGGCCUCCUCAGUCUGGCGCUUUGCGCUGACCACAACCACAAUCCAAGUGGUGGUAUGUUAAUACCAGACAUUGUAGAUCGUCUGUGGAUUAACUCCGACGUCAAUGACGAUGAUCACCUCAGUGAGACGGAGUUCUUUAGGGAGUUCAUCGAUAACUUCGACCAUGACGGUGGUCAGUCGGUGAGUGAGACCGAGUUUGUACACCAGUGGACCCACAAUUACCACGAGCAUAAAGACGUCACGCUACACGUGUUUCAACACUUCGAUUUGGAUGGAGAUGGCACCCUGACCCAGAGUGAUCUCAGCAGACUUUUUCACCACAUGGACUACAACACUGACACGCAGAUCAGCAAAGCUGAAUUCACCACCUUGAUGGCUUACGUGUUUGGACGUCUCCCCUACAACUGA
Ylistrum balloti is the source of this 438-nucleotide messenger RNA. RefSeq lists its product as uncharacterized. Bases 1 to 438 code for a protein of 145 amino acids. Gene Ontology annotation, molecular function: calcium ion binding. The record is from RefSeq and is a predicted model, not a curated record. Lineage: Eukaryota; Metazoa; Mollusca; Bivalvia; Pectinida; Pectinidae. The transcript is spliced from 5 exons.